Messenger RNA from Zasmidium cellare ATCC 36951, 2370 nucleotides. RefSeq lists its product as uncharacterized. The transcript has 3 exons. Gene Ontology annotation, molecular function: zinc ion binding; DNA-binding transcription factor activity, RNA polymerase II-specific; DNA binding. Gene Ontology annotation, biological process: DNA-templated transcription; regulation of DNA-templated transcription. NCBI's taxonomy places the organism in Eukaryota, Fungi, Ascomycota, Dothideomycetes, Mycosphaerellales, Mycosphaerellaceae. Bases 1 to 2370 code for a protein of 789 amino acids. The record is from RefSeq and is a predicted model, not a curated record.
AUGUCGAACUAUUACUCAUCGCAGCUCCAGGUGCACAACUGGAUGCUCGCGCAGAUGUCCAACUACCCGCCGCCGCCCCAAUCCGACCAGCAGCAGCACUACAACGCCCUCUACCCGACCUCCGCCGGCGCCCAGCAGCUGCUGGACCCCGUGCAGAGCGAGCAGCUCCAGUUCAGCAGCCUGAACCAGCCAAUCUACCCCAAGGUCGAGGGGGCCGCCCAAGGCCAUCAGAGUCCCGGCAGCCAGCACAUCCAGUCCCUCGCCCAGGAGCUCCAGCACCAUGCCGCACUCGAGGAGCAGCAGCGCCAUCACAUUCACCAUGCCGCAGCGCAGCUCCAGCAACCGACGCCCGUGACGAGCCACCCAACGAGCGCGGGAGGCCAUUCGAAUGCGCCCACGCAGACCUCUACUCCGGAACAGCAACCACAGAAGACGAACCGUCUGCGAAAAGCAUGCGACUCGUGCAGCAUCCGCAAAGUGAAGUGCGACGAAACUGGCCCGCCAUGUAGAGCUUGCGCGGCACUCGACAUUCCAUGCACGUUUGAUCGACCUAGCAGACGACGAGGGCCACCGAACCGACAUGCCGAAGCCAUCAAGCGAAGACGCCUCGAGGAAGCCCAAAGCGCGGCAUCACCCGGCAUGUCAGGCACCUCAUCUCCGACCUCACCAACACACGCAGCGCAGGCACUUGCAGCUCUUUCCGGUCAUUCCUCCACACCGCUUUCCGCAGAAUCGAUUUGCCCGAUUGAGACACUGGAUCUCUUGAUAGACGACUUCUUCACAUACAUCCACCCGCUAUGCCCAUUCCCGCACGAGCCCAGUUUCCGCGAGGCAUGGAAGCACCGAGAGGAUCUGUCCAACAAGUCGUUCCUGGCUUUGUUGGCGUCGAUGAUUGGAGCACUGGUUGCAUCUUUCCCAAGAAAACCACGCUUGCAUCUAAAGGCACAGAAGCGCGAGAACCUCUUCCCCAAUCACAUGAGUCUUGUGCAUAGAUGCCAAAAAGUCUGCGCAGCAGCGCGUGGCCCAGGAUACCUCGAGCAAGAAACUUUGAACGUGUAUGAUGCGGCCACCAGCUACUUCCUCGCACUCACGGGCAUCUACACCUUCAGAUGGCGUCUGGGUCGGCUAUACUUCGGCGAAUGCUUGACAAUCCUUCGGACGCUUGGCCUGCAUAAGGCGAAAGGCCAAAGCUACCCGCAGUUGGGCACACUUCCCACUGCAAUGGGAUCCCAUCAGCAGCCAGGCGAGAAUGGAGCUGAGCACAAUGUCGACAACAUCACCCUCGAGAUUGGACGUCGCAUCUUCUGGACCAUGUUCGUCAGCGUCAAGUCGAUGGAGCAGUUGGGCGCCAACUUUGGCGAGCUGGUGAUCCCGCCUCCUACCCACACUGAACCUUAUCCUCCACUGCCGGCUGAAGUGGACGACUUUUGCAUUUAUCCGACGCACACGGAACAGCAACCGCAGGGGCUCGUACCGAUGAUUGCCGGGUUCAAUGCGAACGUCCGCGUAUACAGCUCGUACAAUGCGCUCGCUACGAUGGAAAUGGCGUGGGGUAUCGACGCUAUCGUCGACUGGGAUCGCCAAAAACGAGUCCUCCAUGAAUCGCUUCGACGAUGCAAGAGUGCCAUGACAGAUCUGCCAGCAGACUUGACUGUGCAGACGAACGCACCUACACCCAACCAGCAGAAUGGUGGAUUCUACCCAGCCUUUGCGCAACCCCAUCUUGGAAGAGAUCCCGCAGCCUCUCUCAUGAGCCCUUCGUCUCGCGUUGCCGCAGAGCAGAGCGCAGAGGAUCGUCGUCGCUCUCAGUAUGAGAUCCAAAAGGCAAACAUCUACGCUUCCAGCUUGGCGACUCGAUCGUACAUUGUCGAGAAGUACUGGAACCUGUGCGAAGCUCAUCAACGAUCUCGCACACAGAACCCAAGCUCCUUGCCAAGCUCACCUGGUGCUGGCAUCACUGCUGCCGGUAUUGACGGCAUGGUUCCUCAAGUGCCCACGAGCCACUACGACAUGGUCGAGAAUGAGAUGAAGGAAGAGAGGGAGAGCAUCGUGAAGGACCUCCUCGUCGUCCUGGGCAGCAUCGAUCAAGUGAACAUGGAGCCCAACGCCGACUCAUUCACUAUGAAGAUCCGAUCUAUUGCCAGCACCCUCCUCGAGGUGCCCGAUCAACGCAAGGGUCCCCUCGCCAUUCAAGCUCAAGAAUACCUGAGCGCAUUCCUCAAGAUCCUGAUGAAGCUGGAGCGCGUCAGCCCAGCCAACAGCGACGCCGACCAACCUGAAGACGAAGACUCGGAGCUCCGCACGUGGGCCGACCUCCGCGAGUAUCAGAUGAAGUUUGCACAGCAGGGUGGCCUGCUUUGUUUGUCUUGA